AUGUCAGCGAUAGAUCCUGAUUGUGGUGUGAACGCUGUCGUCAACUAUACACUUGGGGAAGGUCUGGCCAGACCCCAAUUUGUCGUGAAACCUGAUUCUGGAGACCUGUGCAUUGCAGCACCUUUGGAUCAUGAAGCAAAUGCAGACUUUGAGUUUCCUGUUAUCGCUACUGAUAGAGGGGGCCUCUCCACGACGGCUAUGGUGAAGAUUCAACUGCUAGAUAUCAACGACAACGUACCAGCUUUUACCGUGAAGGAUUACAACGUUUCUCUUAAAGAGGGGAGGGUAUCAACCAGCGAGCCAAUCGUUGCUGUUUCGGCGAGUGACGCUGAUUCGGGCAGAUUUGGAACAAUCACAUAUAGAAUCGUUGGUGGGAACGACAAUGAUGUCUUUCGAAUAGACCGGAGCACUGGAGAGAUAUUUGUGAUAAAACCAGCGCUGAUUCAGGCGAAUGGAAGGUUCGAUCUGGAAAUAUCGGCGACGGAUGGCGGUGGCCUGGCGGCUCCUCAAGGUGCCGUUGUUCACGUGAAUGUGAUGCCGGCUGGUGUUGGUGCGGCGCUGUUUGAUAAACCAAGAUACAAUUUCCGCGUUAGGGAAGAUGCGAGGAGCGGGACGAUUGUUGGAAAUCUCAAGGCGACAGGCGGCGACAGAGGUAAACUGAUGCGGUACAGUAUAGUAUCAGGUGAUCCAGGACACCAGUUCACAAUAGAGCCCCACACGGGAACCAUCAGGACUUCUGGUCAAUUGGAUCGGGAGGCUGUAGCCACGUAUCUGCUCAACGUUAGAGCUGCGAAUGGGAAUACGGCCAGCUAUGAUCAGACGCAGGUUCAAGUCACUUUAGAGGAUGUAAACGACAACGCCCCAGGCUUUGGUACAUCAUCAGUUAAGGUAUCUGUGGCGGAGUCAGCGGCGCUUGGAUCUGUGGUUUAUGCUGCGAGAGCCAUAGACGAGGACGAGGGAAAGAACGGGCUGGUCACCUACACUCUUCUUUCAGCUACUGGGCCCAUGAAUACUUUCGCAGUGAACUCACAGCAUGGACUGGUUACUUUAUUGCGGCCGCUGGACUACGAGAACCUUGUUCGACAUACUCUUGUGAUAUCAGCCAAAGAUGGUGGUUCACCUCAGCUUGCAGCUAAUCUCACUCUUGUUGUGGAUGUACAAGAUGUUAACGACAACCCACCUGUAUUUGAACAUGAUACAUAUAACGCCAAUGUGUUAGAAUCCGACGCGAUUAAUACAAAGAUUCUUGAAAUCCAAGCGAUAGACAAAGACACAGGCAACAACGCACGAAUAACCUACCGCAUACACAACAACACAUACUUCAAAGUACAGCCCAGUACCGGGUGGGUGCAACUCGCUAAAGAACUCGAUCGAGAAUCGAUCCCACAACACAACAUGACAAUAAUAGCUUCGGAUAAUGGGAUCCCGCCGCUGUCGGCGACCGUCAGCCUCGUCGUCAAUGUAUUAGAUGCUAAUGAUAAUGAUCCAGUUUUCUCACAAGCCAACUAUGAAUUCCAAGUUGAGGAGAACCGCAAGGCUGAAGCGUUUGUUGGGAAGAUUGCGGCCACUGAUGCUGACAUGGCAGAUAACGCGGCCGUUAGAUACAGCCUCUUUCCGACUAAUACGAGUUUCGUCGUUAACCCUGUUACUGGAAUUAUAACAACCAAAGAAAUGCUCGAUAGGGAAUUUAAACAUACUUAUUCCCUUUUCGCUGAAGCCAAAGAUCAAGGUUCGUUGCCCCGCUCGACCAGGGUUCCAGUUAUAAUAAAAGUGACUGAUGUCAACGAUAAUUCCCCUGAGAUAGUUGAUCCUAGAGAGGAUGUAGUGAGUGUAAGGGAGGAACAACAGCCCGGAGCUGAAGUAGCGAAAGUAAAAGCGAUUGAUAGAGACAAUGGCCCCAAUGCAUCUAUCACAUACUCAAUACUGAAUGACCGUGAUACAGAUGGCUUUGGUAUUUUUGUCAUUGAUUCUUCUACAGGAGUUAUUAAAACAAGCACAGUGUUAGAUCACGAAGAGAGGUCAAUAUAUCGCUUGACCGUAGCUGCAACAGAUGCGGGUCAACCUCCAAGACAAACUGUUCGGCAAUUAAAAGUAGAGGUUCUAGAUUUGAACGACAAUAGACCUACUUUUACCAGUUCCAGCUUAUCCUAUAAAGUGCGAGAAGAUUCCAAAAUUGGGCAUAUUGUUGGAACUGUUACAUGUUGCGACAGCGAUCCAAAUGAAAAUUUGAUUAAUGGUGAUGAAGAACGACAGAUAUCAUAUCUUUUGAUGUCGUUGACGUCAGACCACGUACCUGGAACUUUUGAAAUCGAUAGGCGAACUGGCUCUUUGGUGGUGGCACGUCAGUUGGACAGAGAAGUCCAAGAUGAAUAUCGACUUGAAGUUAGAGCGUUGGAUACUUCGGCUACUAACAACCCCCAAAGCAGUGCCGUCACCGUCAGAAUUGAAAUUAUCGACGUAAACGAUAACGGUCCGCAGUGGCCGGAGGAUCCUGUAAAUAUAGAAGUGCCAGAAACUACAGCAGUUGGUAUAAACGUAUACAAUUUCACAGCAAAGGACAUAGAUGCAGGUGUCAAUGGCGAACUGAACUAUCACAUAGUUUCAACAGUGCCUCCUACUAGAAACAUGUUUAAUCUAGAUCCUCUCACUGGCGCUUUAACGCUCACAGCUUUGCUAGACUUUGAAAUGCUGAAAGAAUACUGGCUUGUGGUAGAAGCAGUGGACCAAGCAGUGACUGUAACUGAACGAAUCUCUACGUCUGCCACCGUACACAUAGCUGUGGUGGAUGCAAAUGAUAACACUCCUACUUUUGUUUCUGCUCGUAAAGUAUCUGUCACUUUGAAUGCUUUGACCGGUGUGCUGUAUCAAGCCUUAGCCAUUGACGCUGACUCGGGAGAUAACGGAAGAGUUUCUUAUUAUAUAUCUAACGGAAAUGACCAUUCUUACUUCUCUAUGGAUUAUGAUUCAGGGAAGUUAACAUUGUCGAAAAAGUUUUCUUCUGAAUCUUCGAAUAUAAGGCCGGGGCAAUAUAAGCUCAAUCUCACAGCUUCCGAUCAUGGGAUGCCAUUUCCCAGACAAAGUCAUAUGACAUUAAGUUUACACUUGCUGGAAUCGACCAACACCCCACCUCGGUUUACUGAAACACUGUACAAGGCGAACAUUAGUGAAGAUAUCCGUCCUGGUAGCUUCGUAACAAGAGUUAUGGCCAAAUCAUCAAGAGGGACUUCAGGUACGCUAAGCUACAUGAUACCCUCAAACGUAGCAGAUGAUAAGUUCGUAAUCGAUGAGCGGACAGGAACAAUCACUAUCAAAUCUAAAGUUGACCGAGAAGAAACUGGACAAUAUAUUUUUCCAGUUUAUGUCACUGAUUCGGAAAGCUUCCAAUCUCCAAGUAAUUUUGAUGUUGCGACAGUAACUAUAAACAUUUUAGACGAUAAUGACAAUGCUCCAUCAUUCAAACCUGGAUCCUGCUAUACUUUGACAGUGCCCGAGAACAAUGAUCCUGAAAUUAUACACACAAUAUCUGCCACCGACAAAGACAUCGGUGCUAAUGGAAUUAUUACAUACAGCAUCACUUCAGGAAAUAAUGGAAACAAGUUUAGUAUUGAUCCCACUACAGGAAAACUCACCGCCAAAGCCCUAGAUCGGGAAACACAGUCCAGAUAUGAAUUGACAAUAACGGCCUAUGAUCAUGGAUCCCCUGUAGCCCUACAAGGCGCAUGCAAUAUAACGGUAAUGGUGGAAGACCAAAAUGACAACGAUCCCGUUUUCGAUACGGGUCAUUACUCAGCCGCCAUCGCAGAAGACGCAUCCCUCGAUACUUCUAUCAUUAAAGUGAGAGCCACUGACGCCGACCUAGGAUACAAUAAACGAAUAGUUUAUUCCCUAGCAAAUGAGAGUCAAGGGUUGUUUCGUAUCGAUAAUAAAAGUGGCGUCAUCUAUACGACUGGACAUUUCGAUCGGGAAAAAAUCAACGUCUACCAUUUUGAAGCCGUAGCAACAGAUCAAGGUCGUUAUAUCGCGCGAUCGACCAGGGUUUCUGUAGAAGUAACCGUCAACGACGUGAACGACAACAAACCCAUAUUCACAAAAUAUCCAUUCAAAGAACAAAUCGCUACACUUAUACCCCCGGGACAAAGUUUGCUUAGAGUUUUCGCAACAGAUAAUGAUAUUGGGACGAAUGCUGAAAUUAUUUUUGAACUCCUUGAUAGUUCAAACCACAAAUUCCGGAUUAACCCCACAACUGGGGUCCUAACGGCCACUCAAAGUUUAGCAAGCGAAAACGGUAAACUAAUACAUCUAAAGGUCUUAGCCAAAGAUAAAGGAAAUCCACCACAAAGUUCUGAAGGCCUCAUAGAACUUCGUAUAGGUGACUUUUCUGACCAAACUUCCACAUUAAACUUUCAAAACUCAACUUACAACAUUACCAUAGAAGAAAAUGUACCCUAUGGACGCGAGGUCCUUCAAGUCACCGCCCUGCGAAGUGACGGGCGAAGACAAAGAGUUAUAUAUGAAAUCGGCAAUGGAAACGACCAGUAUGCCUUUGAAAUAGACAGUAACAGUGGCGUUCUUAGAGUAAAUACUUCAGAUAGCUUAGAUUAUGAAACUUAUCCAGGACCGAGACGGAGACUCGUAAUCGUUGCAAGAACCGAAGGAUCAUCGCCCUUGUACGCUUAUUGUGAAGUUGUUGUAAAUCUUUUAGACCAAAACGAUCACGCCCCACGGUUUACUCAACAACAAUACAUCGCCAAUGUAUUUGAAGGCAAUACGAAAGGUGAAUUCGUCGUUCAAUUAGCUGCAAAGGAUGAAGACAGGGAGGCGAACGCGAGAAUAUUAUAUCACAUAGUGGAUGGUAAUCAUGACAACGCAUUUAUCAUCGAGCCUGCUUUUUCGGGUUCCGUUAAAACAAAUAUUGUUCUCGACCGAGAAAUACGAGAAUCUUACAAGCUAACCGUUAUAGCGACCGACGAAGGAAACCCACAAAUGACCGGGACCGCCACUUUAAGGAUAAACGUCGUCGAUGUCAAUGAUAAUCAGCCGACAUUUCCGCCACCAAACGUCAUAUCUGUUUCUGAAGGAGCAGAAGUCGGCUCAAUUCUAACAUCAGUUACUGCGAAUGACGUGGACACCUAUCCGGCGUUAAAGUAUGCUUUAGUUCAGAACGAAAAUAUCUUCUCAAUUGACAGAUACAGUGGCAAAGUGGUUCUAAAUAAAGCACUCGAUUUUGAAAGUCAAAAAAGUUAUAUCGUUAACGUUACUGCGUCGGACAACGAACAUGUUGCUACGACAACAUUAACUGUAAAAGUUACGGAUAUAAACGACAAUGCUCCAGUUUUUGAAGAAGUCUCAUACAGCAGUGUUUUACCGGAAGGGUCAGGCACUAUAAAAAUUGGAAUUGUAAAAGCUACAGAUAAAGACAGCGGUGAAAAUAGCAAUAUUUCAUAUCAAUUUCUUGAAUCAAAGGAUGGAUAUUACAUAGAUGCUGUCACUGGAGAAAUGUUCGUCAACUACAGCUCCCUUCCAAAUGACCAUCGAGAUAUACAGCUGGCGGUUGUAGCCACAGAUCAUGGAAAACCUAACAAAUCGGCAAUCACAUCGGUCAGAGUCAGCAGUGGUGCUUCAUCGGAAAUCAAACCCUUUAUUGGUCAAGACACCUAUAGGAUAACGGUAAAUGAAGAUACCGAAGAGGGUACAUCCUUGUUGCAAAUCGGUGGAAUAAAUGAUAUUCUAAAGAAAUAUAGCCUUGACUUCAAAAUUAUUACCGGAAAUGAUGGCGAUAUGUUUGAUAUUACAACAGAAGGUGCAUUAAUACUCGUAAAAAGGCUCGAUAGAGAACGACAAGAAUCAUACGUGCUCGGUUUAGCCGCUGUCGAGCAAGGAAAAAUGCUUUCAUAUAAACAAAAUAAAACGUCUAUAGUUGUAUUUGUGACGCUGACGGAUGCAAAUGAUAAUGCCCCCAUAUUUGCUAUUAACACAUUCGAUCUCACAGUAAGCGAGGAUGUUAAAAUAGGGCAUAGUCUAACGCAAUUUUCUGUGACGGAUGCAGAUUUAUAUGGAACUGCAAAUUCAGAUAUUAUUUUUAACAUUACUUCAGGAAAUGAUGACAAGUCUUUUUACGUGCAUUCAAUGACAGGCGUUUUAACUGUUAAUAAAACUCUCGACUAUGAUACGGGAAAAACUAAUUAUAAUUUGGUCGUCGUUGCCUGUGAUCAAGGAGUACCCUGUCUGUGCAAUGCUGCGUAUAUUAAGAUUGGAAUCCUCGAUGUUAACGACAAUACACCCACUUUCCCGGUUAAUGAGUAUUUCGAGGGUAUCACUGAAAAUGAAAGAGUUGGCACGUCUGUUUUUACAGCUACCGCCACAGAUAUGGACAAAGGAAAAUUUGGCACAUUGAACUAUUCUAUUGGACCUGUAUCUUCGAAUUACAACAAAAACGACGACGCUUGGAAAAUGUUCCAAAUUGAUUCAAUAAGUGGUUUAGUAAACACUAAUGCCGUCUUUGAUUACGAACUUAAGAAUAAAUAUGAGUUUUCCAUUAAAGCUUCAGAUAUAGGUGGCAGAAGCUCCACAGUAAAAGUCAGAAUUGAUAUAGAAAGUAGAGAUGAAUUUUACCCUCAGUUUACUCAGAAAACGUAUAAUUUCGGUGUUCCAAAAUCAGGUUCUCUACCGGCAGGGUACAUUAUAGGUCAAACUACUGCAACAGAUAGAGACAAAGGUAUAGACGGUCGAAUAGUUUACCAGCUAUCUACGUCUCACACUUACUUCAAGAUAAACAGGACUACGGGUAUGAUUAUUCUUAAGAAAAAAGUGGAUUCAAUACAAACUUUAUUUGGCGGAGAUAAAUCAAUAAGCCUAGUAAUAACUGCAAGUUCAGGCCGACAGGGAUCUCUUACUAAUAAAACUGCAGUCGAAAUAUUGUUAGACCCUGCCGCAAUCGUAUCAGAUGGCACCAACAUCUUGAAUGAUCCAGCAUUAGCUCAAAAUAGUGGAUUGUCGGAUUGGGCUUUAGGGCUUCUGAUAGCUUUUAUAUUUAUUAUUAUCAUCUUCGCUGCCGCAUUUCUAUUUUUACAUAUGAAAAACAAAAGACACAAAAAAGAAAAUAAACCUGGAUUAAGUUCGGAGGGAGUCGGAGCAACAAACAGUUAUGUAGACCCCAGUGCAUUUGAUUCAAUAACGAUACGCAAUACUGGUGCUGUCAAUUCAGCGAACCAAUUUGCACCUCCUAAAUAUGAUGAGAUCCCACCGUAUGGUGCUCAUACUGCCAGUUCUAAUUCUGGAGCCGCGACCACUUCAGAGCUGUCGGGCUCAGACCAAUCGGGUUCUAGUGGACGAGGAUCUGCUGAAGAUGGAGAGGACGGAGAAGAUGAAGAAAUAAGGAUGAUCAAUGAAGGCCCACUUCAACGAGACAGACAAACGAAUGGGGUAGACGAUGAUAACUUAUCGGACGUAUCUGUUCAUAACACUCAAGAAUAUUUAGCUAGACUCGGUAUUGUUGAUACUGGCACCGGUGGAGGUGCAUCUACAUCAUCGCGGAGAUGCUCUGAAAAUGUUGCAAAUAAAGAUACAAUGUUGCAUCAUGGGCCGAUAGAUCCAAUGCACAAUAUUUUUGACGAGGACGGGCCUCACGAGAACGAUAUCACGAAUUUGAUUUACGCAAAAUUAAACGAAGUAACCGCCAGCGAUAGAGGCAGCAACGCGGAUGAAGCGAGUGCUGCCGUAGAUCGAGCAAUGGCUUUAGGAGCAUUUCCCAGUGCUCCCGGUGAAAAUACUGCAGUACCCACGGCUGGGCCCUCAAUGACCGGAAGUUUAAGUUCUAUAGUACAUUCAGAAGAAGAGUUAACUGGUAGUUACAAUUGGGAUUAUUUAUUGGACUGGGGUCCACAAUAUCAGCCUCUAGCUCACGUGUUCUCAGAAAUAGCUAGGUUAAAAGAUGACGCUGUUUCUUUACAAAGUGGAAAUAGUGGAGCCUCUAGUGCUAAAAGUAAAGGAACAUCAAUGUCUGGAGGCAAAAGUGUGCCCCCGCCUUUAUUGACUACCGUUGCGCCUAGAAGCUGUCCGGCGCCUUCGUUGUCGUGUAGGCAGCCUCAACAUUUGUUACCUCGUUCGCCUAUAAGCCACGACAUCCCAGGAGGCUUUUCAGCUGCUGCAGCCAUGUCUCCUUCCUUUUCGCCUUCCUUGUCCCCUCUAGCAACGAGAUCGCCGUCGAUGUCACCUUUAGUGGGGCCGGGGUUACCUCCCGUCCCAGGAAAUAGAAAACCUAAUCAUUCCACUAUGAGACUAUAA
Molecule: messenger RNA, 8283 nt
Organism: Pieris macdunnoughi
Lineage: Eukaryota; Metazoa; Arthropoda; Insecta; Lepidoptera; Pieridae
Source: the annotation of a GenBank genome assembly